Molecule: messenger RNA, 1886 nt
Organism: Xenopus laevis (African clawed frog)
Lineage: Eukaryota; Metazoa; Chordata; Amphibia; Anura; Pipidae
Gene: nectin1l2.2.S
Product: nectin cell adhesion molecule 1 like 2 gene 2 S homeolog
Exons: 7
Coding region: 307-1416 (369 amino acids)
Source: RefSeq, a predicted model, not a curated record
AAACACACACACACACAGACACCCCUACCUCCCCCCUACCUCUCCUAGGAGCUUCGUGAAACAGCACAGGAACUCUCUGACACCUCCCAACCUGUCUUCUGGCCAAUCGCCUUUGCCUUUCCCUGACUGAUCUUUUAUAAUGAUUUUAUUAGGGAGGAGGGAGGAGAAACAUGCAGCUUGUGCGUGUGUGUGAAGGAGAAGCACAGCGUGCAAGCUGUAAGUCAGUCUCUACCCCUGCCCAGACUCUUGGGCUGAACCAUGUGGCCAGUUGGACCUUACUGCUCUUUAUGAACAUGCUGCUGGACUAUGUGGCUACUGCUCUGUGCUCGGAUUGUCAGCCUCCUGCUCUUGGCUGUGCCUGGGACCCCUCAAGUCUCUGUGAUCGUUGAUGGAAAGGUUAAUGCCAAGUUUGGGUCGGACAUUAAGUUGUACUGCAGAGUGGAAACCCGGGAAUUGAUAUCCCAAAUCACUUGGCAGAGGAAAUUGUCGCCCAACAAUGAGAAUUUCCUAACCUACAGCAAAGGAGAGGAACCCCUGCACCUCACUCCGUUUGGGGAGAGAGUGAGAUUUCUGGGCAAUGGGGAUCUUGGAGGCUCCAUACUGAUACCCAAUGUGACCCUGGCUGAUGAGGGCACCUACCUCUGUAUCUACACCACCUUUCCUAGUGGGACAAAGGAAGGGGAGAUUAAAUUAUCCAUCUGGGUGGAGCCGUCGGUGGAAGUGCAGCUAAACCCAGUGCUGUCGGGACCAAAUCCUGGUGUUAUUGCUGAAUGUGUAGCCUUUGCCUCCAAACCCAUGGCUAAUAUCAGUUGGAGUCCAAAUGGCUUCCGAUACACAUCAACUGAAUUUCUAACACAACAUUCUAAUGGAACAGUGACAGUACGGAGCCAGCUAUGGAUGACGCCUUCUCCAGGACUUUAUGGGCAUCAGGCAACUUGUCUGGUUUCUCAGCCUGACCAAAAUUUUGAGAAAUAUAUCCAUUUCAGCAUUACAAACAUUCAGUAUGCGCCUCAGGCUGUACAUAUCAAAGUACACAGUGAAGAGAGAGACCUUCUGUAUAUUGAAUGCUGGACAGAUGGUAACCCUCCUGUCACCUAUACAUGGUGGUGGGAGAAUGGAUCCAUUCCUAAUGAUUUGGCCCAGGUUAAAGGGAACGUUGUGAAUUUUACCAGAGGGAAUACAGAUUAUAAUGGCCUGUAUGUCUGUGAGGCCGCUAACAGCAUUGGGAGAAAUUCACACUCUGUCUAUUUAUAUAAAUAUACAGGUGCUGCUCCCCAGGGAAACACAGGCGCGUAUAUUGCAGUAAUUGUUAUUCAAAGUGCAAUGAUUAUUGCAUUGGCCGUGUCCUGCUACCUUAUUAAGAAAAAGAAGGAAAGAAACCUGAGAGUAGGCCUUCAGUUAAUGUCCUAUAAAUAACUGCGAAGCACUGCGUAUCUUGACAGCGCUAUAUAAAUAAAUGAUGAUGACUCCCAGCGCUCGACAUUUCAAGAAUUUCCUUACUUGACAAAUGAAGCCUUCUCAGAGAGGAUUCUUCUACACCCUUCUUCCAACUCAUAAAACCUGAAGGUGGAAGUGUAGAGAGAUGCUUCUAGGCACAGGCCCAGGGCAGUGAUGGGCAAAGAAGACAUAUGAAUGAGGACAAGAGUUAAAGAGCUGUCUGUAUAUUGGCAGAUUAGAGAGAAUGGACAGCGAUAGAGCAGUCGGCAAAAAAGGUCAAAAUUGUCUUUAGAAUACAAUGACUGGACAAAAGGCAAAGCAGCAAGAGGAGAUCUUGAGUUUUAUGGGGGCCCCUUGCCACCAGUUGCUUUUUUUUACUGGUAGGAUGGACCCUGGCUACCAAUGUGUUUGUUUGACCAAAUCAUUAAACCAAAUGGCUUUUAUUUGUA